Messenger RNA from Malassezia globosa CBS 7966, 894 nucleotides. RefSeq lists its product as uncharacterized. The record is from RefSeq and is a predicted model, not a curated record. Gene Ontology annotation, molecular function: cyclin binding; ATP binding; cyclin-dependent protein serine/threonine kinase activity. The transcript has a single exon. Bases 1 to 894 code for a protein of 297 amino acids. Gene Ontology annotation, cellular component: cytoplasm; cyclin-dependent protein kinase holoenzyme complex; nucleus. Gene Ontology annotation, biological process: regulation of G2/M transition of mitotic cell cycle; signal transduction; G1/S transition of mitotic cell cycle. Lineage: Eukaryota; Fungi; Basidiomycota; Malasseziomycetes; Malasseziales; Malasseziaceae.
AUGGAGAACUACCAGAAGAUUGAAAAGGUUGGUGAAGGAACGUAUGGCGUUGUUUAUAAGGCCCGUGACAUGACACCUGGCGCGAAUGGCCGGAUCGUCGCAUUGAAAAAGAUCCGCCUGGAAGCGGAAGACGAGGGCGUGCCAUCGACCGCGAUCCGAGAAAUAAGUCUCCUGAAAGAACUGCGAGAUGAAAAUAUUGUGCGCUUGUACGAGAUUAUUCACCAAGAAUCGCGUUUAUAUCUUGUGUUCGAAUUCCUGGAUCUUGACUUGAAAAAGUACAUGGACAACGUGGCGAACCAGCCCGAAGGUCUGGGUCCUGAAAUUGUGAUGAAAUUUACAUACCAGCUAGUGCGAGGUAUUUACUUCUGCCAUGCACACCGAAUCUUGCACCGUGAUCUCAAGCCGCAAAACUUGCUUAUUGACAAAGAGGGUAACUUGAAACUUGCCGACUUUGGUCUUGCUCGAGCAUUCGGCAUCCCUCUCCGAACAUACACACACGAGGUCGUGACGCUCUGGUACCGUGCACCUGAGGUGCUUCUUGGCUCUCGCCACUACAAUACUGCCAUUGAUAUGUGGUCUGUCGGCUGCAUCUUUGCAGAGAUGGCCAUGCGGACGCCGCUAUUUCCCGGCGACUCGGAAAUUGACGAAAUUUUCCGCAUCUUCCGUAUUCUUGGUACACCCAACGACGAGAUGUGGCCUGGAGUCCAGUCACUUCCUGACUACAAGACGACAUUCCCUCAGUGGGGUGGUGUGCCACUCAAGACAGUGGUGCCUUCCCUAAGCGAUGCUGGGGUUGACCUGCUAGGGCUGAUGCUCAUUUACGAUCCAGCCGUCCGAAUUAGCGCCAAGCGCGCUCUCAAUCAUCCAUACUUUGCUAGUGUGACAGCUGGCUAA